GCGUUCAGUCGAGGGAGCCACGAUCGAUAUAAGGCCUCUUCAAUAUAUGCUUGGAGGUCACCACUAGGUCAUAAUUACUUCAGUCUACUCCGAACCUUUCCAGCGGAUCGACGUACAUCUUGAGAUACCUAAUCAAACACUAUAGUGUAUACACAAUGCCUAUUAAAAGCAUCAAGGCACGUCAGAUCUAUGACUCUCGUGGUAAUCCCACUGUGGAGGUUGAUCUUAUAACUGAGAACGGACUCUUCCGUGCUGCUGUACCCUCUGGUGCUUCCACUGGUGUUCAUGAGGCUUUGGAACUUCGUGAUAAUGACAAGUCCAAAUAUCAUGGAAAGUCUGUAUUUACGGCUGUAGGCAAUAUCAAUUCCAUCAUUGCUCCUGAGCUACUUAAAGCUAACUUGGAAGUUACACAGCAGGUUGACAUUGACAACUUUCUGUUGAAACUUGAUGGAACACCUAACAAGUCUAAGCUUGGCGCUAAUGCCAUUUUGGGUGUCUCUUUGGCAGUGUGCAAGGCUGGUGCUGCCAAGAAGGGAGUUCCUCUUUACAAGUACAUUGCAGAACUUGCUGGCAACACUGACAUCGUCCUUCCAGUUCCUGCUUUUAAUGUAAUUAAUGGUGGAUCCCAUGCUGGAAACAAGCUUGCCAUGCAAGAAUUCAUGAUUUUACCUACUGGUGCCCCAAAUUUCACUGAAGCUAUGAGAAUGGGUAGCGAAGUCUACCACUACUUGAAGGCUGGUAUCAAGAAGAAGUUUGGUCUUGAUGCUACUGCUGUAGGAGAUGAGGGUGGUUUCGCUCCAAACAUUCUUGAGAACAAAGAAGCCUUGAACCUUAUUAUUGAGGCUAUCAAGACUGCCGGAUAUGAGGGCAAGAUUAAAAUCGGCAUGGACGUUGCUGCAUCUGAAUUCCACAAGAAUGGAAAGUACGAUCUCGAUUUCAAAAAUGAGAAAUCCGAUCCCGCUACUUAUUUAGAGCCUGAUGCGCUGAAAAACCUCUACCUUGAAUUCGUCAAGGAAUUCCCUAUUGUCUCCAUUGAGGAUCCGUUCGACCAGGAUGGUUGGGACUCCUGGACUGCCUUGACAGCAGCAACCCCAAUCCAAAUCGUUGGUGACGAUUUAACUGUAACCAAUCCCGAAAGGAUCAAGACAGCUAUUGAGAAGAAGGCUUGCAACUGUCUUCUCUUGAAGGUCAACCAAAUCGGUAGCGUAACCGAAUCUAUUAACGCUCACAAACUGGCGAAAAGCAACGGCUGGGGCACCAUGGUGUCCCAUCGUUCCGGCGAGACAGAAGACACUUUUAUCGCUGACCUGGUCGUUGGUCUGUCAACCGGACAAAUUAAGACUGGUGCACCCUGUCGUUCCGAGAGAUUGGCCAAGUACAAUCAGAUUCUCCGUAUCGAGGAGGAGCUAGGUGCAGCAGCCAAGUUCGCUGGCGAGAAGUUCCGUAACCCACUCGCUUAAGAUGACCUUAAGUCGAAUUAUUCAAAGAAGAAAUCUUACAUUAUCUUUCAAUGUAUAUCCUAGACUUUUCAUUUCCAUGAAAACGUUGAGAGAAAUCUAUCACUUAUGUAAAAUCACGAGUGCAGUGCGGUGUUCAUGUGAAAUGGGAAAAUUGGUAGGACCCCAUAAGGUUCCACGACAGGUGAUCUUUAAAUUAUUCGAAAAACGAGGGGCAAUCGUACGCACAUUCUGACGAUUAGAUUAUUUUUAAAAAUUUGAAACGGAUCGAUUGGUUAAUUACACUAUCAUUCAAGUGGUUUCCUUGAAAAAGAGUAUUGAGUCUGAUAACGUUGAUACAACGUUAUCGUAAUUUAUUCUCUAUAGAAAGUUAUAACAAGGCUAUGUAAAAUAGGCUAUUAUAUCAGAUGAACAUUAAAUCGUCCGUGUUCAAUUUA
Cephus cinctus (wheat stem sawfly) is the source of this 1894-nucleotide messenger RNA. It is a transcript of the gene Eno, whose product is annotated as enolase. The record is from RefSeq and is a predicted model, not a curated record. Bases 156 to 1460 code for a protein of 434 amino acids. Gene Ontology annotation, cellular component: phosphopyruvate hydratase complex. NCBI's taxonomy places the organism in Eukaryota, Metazoa, Arthropoda, Insecta, Hymenoptera, Cephidae. The transcript is spliced from 6 exons. Gene Ontology annotation, biological process: glycolytic process. Gene Ontology annotation, molecular function: phosphopyruvate hydratase activity; magnesium ion binding.